AUGACACGCAGGCAUACCAUCGAUGUGCUUACAGCGACGGCGAGCGACCUGCGUAAGCUGCUAGACUCAGGGGAGGUCUCCAGUGUGGAGCUGGUCGGUUUAUACUUGGGCCAGAUUGCUAGGCAUAAUAAACAGGGCCUCAUGCUGAAUGCGAUGAUCUCGACUGCGUCUGCGAAUCGUGUCCUCGAAGAAGCGAGGAUGUUGGAUAGUGAAAGGGCACAGAAGGGGCCUAGGCCAAAGCUGCAUGGGAUCCCAAUUAUUUUGAAGGAUGUGAUUUGCACCCCAAAUUUUGGCCUGGAGACAACGGCUGGAUCAUUGGCCUUGAAAGGGCUUAACGCUACUGAAGAUGCCCCCAUCGCAACACUUCUUCGAGAAGCUGGAUGUAUUGUGAUUGGCAAGUCAAAUCUUUCGGAAUGGGCUAAUUCCAGGGGAUUUGGGGUGACAAGUGGUUGGUCUGCCGCCGGGGGCCAGACUCAGUCGCCUUAUGUGAAAGGAGGGGCCGACCCAGAAGACAGGUGGUUGGGCCAUAGUACCCCAGCUGGAUCAUCGUCCGGGUCAGCCGUUGCAAUAGCAGCUGGCUUUGCCCCUUUGACGAUCGGAACUGAAGCGAACGGGUCAAUCGUUCAACCAGCAAUUAGAGCUGCCGCCUAUGGCUUGAAGGGGACAGUUGGCGAUAUGAUUAUGAAAGGCACACAGUCUGGAGGUGCGGCUUUUGACAGCGCCGGUCCAAUUGCAAAAUCUGCUGAGGAUUGUGCCGCUGUGAUGGAUAUUCUUUUACCAGGUCGAGACUUUCGGUCGCACCUCACCAAGUCUUGGGAUGGGAUUCGCAUUGCCUAUCUAGACUACAAGACCUGGCAACUCCCCGACUCUAUGUGUGAAAAAACACCUGCCUUCGAUACACAACAUGAGCUAGAAAUGCUGAGGGCUCUUGAGAAAAUCGAAUCUCUUGGAGCCCAGGUCACUUACAAUGCCCGCCUCAUGAGCCUUCCUGAAAUCAUCAAGAAGUACAAAACUGUCACGAUGAGAGAGAUUAGAAGACACCAGCUUGCAUUCGUCAUUCCAAGAUUCUUAGGCUUAUUCAAUAACCCUCAAUUACGGACAUUGCAAGAUCAGGUCAGAUUUAAUAAAGAGCAUGCAGCUGAAGAGCUUCCACCAGAGCAACCCAGUCAUGGAUUGGCGCACCUCCGACAGAGUGUUCGGCAUGCUGUCCAAUUGUGUUUGGAGGAAUCCAAUGCGGAUGUUAUUAUGGCAUCUGGGGAAACACUGCUCCCUAGUACUGCGGCCUGUGCAGGCUAUCCCAUCGGAAGUGUCCCACUUGGCUUUUCUUUUUUCAAUGGAAGGCCUUUUGGAAUGGAAAUAAUGGCACGGAAUGGCGAGGAAGAAAGAAUUUUUCAAGUAAUGUCGGCUUGGGAAGCGACGUUCCCGAAGGCCAGACAGCCCCCGCCUCUUUUGGUCAACUGGGACGCCAAUUUGUAG
Molecule: messenger RNA, 1476 nt
Organism: Penicillium subrubescens
Lineage: Eukaryota; Fungi; Ascomycota; Eurotiomycetes; Eurotiales; Aspergillaceae
Product: amidase
Exons: 9
Coding region: 1-1476 (491 amino acids)
Source: RefSeq, a predicted model, not a curated record